AUGAAGCCGCCCUCUCGGCCUCGAAUACAACCGACGCGCUAUGUGAACAAGAAGACCGAAAAGACUGUCUCGAACCGAAAACCAAAGUUCGCGUGCACGGGAUGGAGUCGGACAGAACAACAGGUCCUGCUGCGGUGCCUCAACAAGCAGAACAAGAUGACCGGCGGGAUCCACGGGGCAAUAGACCUAGAGGCCCUGCACGAGAAACUUCCCAAGCAGUCCACAGAAGAAGUAAGUUUGCUAGAUAGCUAAGUUGUGCAUUUCAAAUGGAGGUCACUCUCAUUCAUUGUGUGUGUGUGUGUGUGUGUGUGUGUGUGUGUGUGUGUGUGUGUGUGUGUGUGUGUGUGUGUGAGAGCGAGAGAGUUGUGUGUAUUUGCGUUGUUUGUUUGUGUUUCUGUGUGAAAGUGAGUGUGUGUGUCUGUCUGUCCAGUUCUGUACUAUAUGUUCAUACACAACACACCAAUUAGUGUUUCUCUUCCAUCCAAUCUCCCUCCCAGAUCCAGUCCCAGUUGGAGUCUCUGAUGAUGCGUGUGCUGAGAGCGGUGGUGGGUCAGGUGAAGAGGCAGAGGUCUGAGCAGAAGGCAGCCCUGAAGCCCAUCCAGCUGUGGGCUGAACUUGCCAAUGAUAUGGCUGGAGCUUUGGAGGAACCCAUCACCUCAGCCUUCGCUCAGGUCUGUUCAGUUAUAUAUAGUACACAAUACCAUGUCUUCAAAGGGAAGGGGAAAGUAUCUCACAAGGGACAAUUAUGUUAGAAAACAGUGCAAACAUAUGGGCUACAACAUUAGGUUUAAAUAUUAAGAGAAUAGUCAAGAUAGAAAAUUACAAACUCUCCCUCUCUCUCCAUGUCCCAUCUCCCCUCUCUCGCUCUCUUCCCUUCUCCCCCUCUCCCUCAAUCCUCUCUCCAGAUGCUAGUCAUCUCAGCCACAGAGCCUGGCAGCCUGACCAACUCGGACCCGCCUCGAGAAGACUACCUCCCUAAGCAACAACGCUCCAACUUCAAGACCAUCCCACCUAGACCCAUACCCACCCCAAAACCCCCAGCCCCCACAGGGGCAUCUAACAGCCCUAUAGUGUUUAACAUUGCUUCUACACCCCAACCACCACCUGCAGUCUCCGUACCAGUCUCUGGUGUUCCCACCGCCCCCACCACCCAGCUGUCCACAAUAAACCCUGGUUCUGGUGCGUCCAAACAGAGAGGCAGAACCACUACACCAGCCUCUACGGUUGGAGUCCUAGCCCAGCCUGGUUGCUCUAACUCAAGCAUCCUCAGUCAGAUUCAAGCAGGGGAUGCCAUGUCCAGUGUGCUUACUGUACCAAUGCCUGUACAGUCCCCAUCUGCCUCAUCGUCUGGUCCUACUACAACACUUCAGUCCCAGUCGGUGCCACAAGGUGGCGCUCGCGGUCAGACCUUCACAUCCAACGUCCCUUCCACUCAGCUGGCAGUGAUGUCCUCUCCUGCCGCUGCCGGUGUGUCAACACAACAACAACAGCCCUCUGCUGCAGCCUCCUCUACUAGGCCUCAGCAUCCCGGGGCUGGGCCAAGGAAAAGUAAACAUGCGGAUGAGAACACUCCUAGAUACACAGGCCUGGGGAGCAUCGUGGACUUUGAGAAGAUCUAUCGGUUCUUGAGUACGGUCCACGUGCAGAGUGAAUGUUUCAGACUGACUCCUAUGGGUGAGUUGAUAGCUAUUGUUGGCGGGGCGGGGCGGGGGUGUCAAUUAUACACUUUUUACCUUAAGACAGUCCUCAAUGAUAAUCUGAUUUCUUCUACAUGGCUUAAAAGCUAUCUUGUUAUCUGGGUUGGGGUCAAUUCCAUUUUAAAUUCCAGUCAAUUCAGAAAGUAAUCCAAAUUCCAGUUGAACAUUUUCCCAAUUGAAAAGUGUAGAAGAUUUCUGUGUAGUUCCUGAAUUUACUGGAAUUUAAAUGGAAUUGACCCCAACCCUGCUCGUUAUACAACUAACUGAUUGUAAAGAUAGAUUUGGGUCAAGUGGAUAACACAUUAGAGCACUAGGCUAUUUCAAAUGUGGUCAUCAUGCUCUGUCACAUUCAUAUGUUGCAAAAGGAUUGUCCAGUCUGCCCCAUUUCCUCAUCAUAUUCUUCUUCUUGUUCCUGUUCUUCUUUUCCUUCUUUUUCCCCAGAAAGUGCUAUAUUACUGGACCUGCUGAUGUCUCUGCCUGAAGAGCUCCCCCUCCUGGACUGUGCCAGACUGCAGCACCACCUGCUCCAGGUACUGUACACUCAAAACUACAGAUCUAGGAUCAGAUUGCCCUGCUGAUUUAGGAUCAGUUUUGCUUUUUAAUUCAUAAUGAAUAAGACCUGGAACUUUAUCCACAAAGCAUCUCACGGUAGUAGUGUAGAUCUAGGAUCAGUUUUGCUUUUUAAUUCACAAGGAAUAAGAGUUGGGACCUGAUCCUAGAUCAGCACUCCUACUCUGAGACCCUUUGUGAGUACGGGCCCAGGCCUAGAAUUACAGAUGGGUCAUAGAUCUCCACCUCACUCAUUUCUGUGUGAGGGGGUUUGCCCUUUUGCUAGUGAGUCCUCUCCACCAUCAUUCAUUUUCUCUCUUUAAUAUAUUAUUUCCACCAUCUCUCCCUUUUUGAGAUAUAUUUGACAUUACUCAUCUAAUGUUUUCUUCUCACCCCUAGGUCCAUGAGCGGUUCUCAGCCCCGGUUCCCAAGGUGUUCCGGGGGGGCCCCAGUACUGGGAGGCCCUGGUCCUCGGCGGCGGGAGGAGAAGGAAUGAAAGCGGGAGAUCAAAGAAGACAAGAUGGAGGAGCAACACUUGUUGCUGUGACAACGCCCCCAAGUCAAGAUGCUGGAGACAAGGUGGGGACCUCACUUCAAACACAACAGGAGAGUCAGGUAGAAGGAGGGAGAGGUGGGGCUAUUAGUGGGUUGCCAGAUGGUCAGGGAAGUGAUGGGAUGGAAUGUGCCUUAACCAAUCAGGGUGUGGCUGCAACGGUGGUGCCUGUCAACCUGGUCGCCGGGUGUUCCAAUUCUGUUGCUAAGGAUGGGGCUGUGCCGUUGCAGGGGAGUACAAAGGAAAGAGCAGGAACUGAGACUUUCGCACCUUCACAGGACAAUGGACAAGCCCAUGGACAAACGCCCUCGACCAAUGACGCGUCAGCAAAGUCAGGGACGGCUAUGCAAAGGAAACCUGACUGGGAGAAGGCGGGACUCUGUCCCCUUAACCCCUUCAUGGUGCCUUUGAAACUGUUGGCACGGCAACAGAUCCAGUCAGUGGAAGAGGUGGUGUUACAGUAG
Messenger RNA from Coregonus sp. 'balchen', 3263 nucleotides. NCBI's taxonomy places the organism in Eukaryota, Metazoa, Chordata, Actinopteri, Salmoniformes, Salmonidae. The record is from the annotation of a GenBank genome assembly.